AAUGUUAAAGAGCUGUGCUGUUGUUGUUGUUUUUUCAGUGCUUAUGUUUGUUUUCUUGCGUUCUAUUCCGAAAUUCUCCACGUUUCCGUCGUCUUUUAGACUCUUCUCCAGUUCAAGGAUUAUUAUGAAGUACUUAAAUCAAACAGAGGCUCAAAAUAUCGACCUAGAGUUGUUCAACGAAUAUGCUUUCAGCGUGGAUCAGUUGAUGGAGCUGGCGGGGCUAUCAGUAGCCGUUGCAUUAGCAAAGAGCUAUCCUUCAAAAGACAGCGAAAAUAACAAAGUAUUGGUUGCAAGUGGACCGGGGAACAAUGGUGGUGAUGGUUUAGUUGCAGCGAGACAUCUGAAAAUGUUUGGUUUUCAGCCAUUCAUUUUCUAUCCAAAAAGACCCAACAAGCCAUUGAUGAAUAAUCUAGUAACACAAUGCCAAAAKAUGGACAUUCCUUUUCUUGACACUCUGCCRUCAUCGCAUGACAUCACAAACAACUACAAACUAGUUGUUGAUGCUAUUUUUGGGUUUAGUUUUAAAGGAAGUGUCCGUGCACCAUUUGAUGAUGUCCUGAAAACAUUUAAAGAUAUUGAAAUUCCUCUUUGUUCAGUGGAUGUUCCAUCAG
Molecule: messenger RNA, 611 nt
Organism: Exaiptasia diaphana
Lineage: Eukaryota; Metazoa; Cnidaria; Anthozoa; Actiniaria; Aiptasiidae
Product: NAD(P)H-hydrate epimerase
Cellular component (GO): mitochondrion
Molecular function (GO): NAD(P)HX epimerase activity
Source: RefSeq, a predicted model, not a curated record